Linum tenue is the source of this 1790-nucleotide messenger RNA. NCBI's taxonomy places the organism in Eukaryota, Viridiplantae, Streptophyta, Magnoliopsida, Malpighiales, Linaceae. The record is from the annotation of a GenBank genome assembly.
GGGAGCAACGUUGACAAGGCCAGUUUCAAGAAGCUGAUCCCUGUAGUCACCUACGAGGAUGUGAAGCCGGAUAUCGACCGUAUCGCCAGUGGCGACACUUCCCCCAUCCUCUGCUCCCAGCCCAUCUCCGAGUUCUUAACCAGUUCUGGGACGUCGGCAGGGGAGAGGAAACUGAUGCCGACGAUCGACGAAGAGCUCGACAGGAAAUCCCAUCUCUACAGCCUAAUCAUGCCAGUCAUGAACCAGUUCCUCCCCAACCUCCAAAACGGCAAAGGAAUGUACUUCCUCUUCGUCAAAUCCGAAUCCAAAACUCCAUCGGGACUCCCAGCUCGCCCGGUCCUCACCAGCUACUACAAAUCCCGCCAUUUCGCCCGAGCCAGAGCCGCCAACGAUCCCUACACCAACUACACAAGCCCCACCGAAACCAUCCUCUGCAACGACACCCACCAGAGCAUGUACUCCCAGCUCCUCUGCGGCCUCGUCCUCCGCCACGAGGUCCUCCGCGUCGGGGCGGUUUUCGCCUCGGGGUUCAUCAGGGCCAUAAAGUUUUUCGAAAACAACUGGACCUCGCUCUGCAAGGAUGUCAGAAACGGCACUGUCGACCACAGAAUCGUCACCGACCCUGUGGUCAGGCUUGCCGUGUCCAGGGUUCUGGUCGGACCGAACCCUGGACUGGCCGAUUUCCUCGAGAGGGAGUGCAGGAGGGACGACACAGGGAUCAUACCUAGGGUUUGGAGUAAUUGUAAGUACAUCGAUGUGAUUGUGACCGGAGCGAUGUCACAGUACAUUCCCGCCAUCGAUCAUUACGGCGGUGGAAGUCUGCCGCUCGUUUGUUCAAUGUACGCUUCUUCCGAGUGUUACUUCGGGCUGAACUUGAACCCGUUGUGCAACCCUGACGAGGUUUUGUACACGCUCGUACCGACCAUGGCCUACUUCGAGUUCCUUCCCGUCGAUCGAUUCGUCGAGAAGGCAGAUCAUGAUGAUGAUGGUGAUUGUGAUGAUGAUAAUUAUGGGGAGAUCAAGCUGGUUGAUCUCGUGGAUGUGAAGCUAGGGCAAGAGUAUGAGCUAGUUGUCACCACUUACGCAGGUCUGUAUCGGUACAGGGUGGGAGACGUGCUACGAGUUGGAGGAUUCAAAAAUAAGGCGCCACAGUUCACCUUCGUGUGCAGGAAGAACGUGGUCCUGAGCAUCGAUUCGGAUAAAACCGACGAGGUCGAGCUACAGACCGCGGUGACGAGAGCUGCAGUCCAGCACCUCGCGCCGUUGGGUGCAUCGCUGGUGGAGUACACGAGCUACGCGGAGACCUCGAACGUCCCGGGCCAUUACGUGUUGUUUUGGGAGAUCGAUAAUGGCGUCAUGAUAGAGAGGAGCAGUAGUACUGUUUCGGAGAGUUGCCUCGCUGUGGAGGAGGGUCUGAACAGUGUUUACAGACAGGGCCGGGUUUGGGACAGCUCCAUUGGGCCCUUGGAGAUAAGGGUGGUCGAGAGUGGAACUUUUGAUGCGAUUAUGGACCAUGCGGUGACAGAACUCGGGGCUUCCAUCAAUCAGUACAAGACUCCAAGAUGUGUGAAGCGUGGACCCAUAUUUGAGAUGCUGAAUUCUAGGGUUGUGUCGAGCCACUUCAGCCCUAGAUUGCCUAAAUGGGCUCCAUAAUUGCAUGUAAUAUGGUCUAAUAUGAAUGAGCUCUCGUGAAUUUGGUUGGUUGUGGUUAAUGAAGGAGUUAAUAAAUCAAAUUAUCAAGGUUUAAGAAGGUGUCUGGCAUAAGACGGACGCUGCUGCAGUCUUGCUUA